AUGCCCGCCGCACCCGUCGACCCGGCGCCACUGACCGACAGCCCGCUCAACCUCGGCGCCAGUGUUGCUGCUCUCCCCGGCUCUGCUGUGGGCUGGGUAGAGAGGAGCGGUUUCCCCCUUGAACAGAGAGGACCAAAGAACACUCUUCAUACAGAGAGGAGCAGCUUUCCUGGAUCGUGGAGUGCAGGGGGGGUGGCUUCUGAGUCGACUCACAAGUCACCUUGUUUCCCUGGGUCCUGGAGUGUAGGGGGAGUGAACUCUGAAUCGACUUCUGAGUCGACUCAAAAGUCGCCUGGUUUCCCUGGAUCCUGGAGUGCAGGGGGGCAAGAUCUGACUGGGUUUGGCGAUGCACUAAAGAGUGACGCGUUUAGGGCAGCGAUCGGUGGUGGCGGUGGAGGGGUGGGUGGCCGGGUGGGCGGCGGGGCGGGCGGCGGAGUGGUGCGGGCGGCGUGGAUGGCGGAGAUGUGGGACGAGGACGUGCCGCCCGCUUUCGUGGACUGUAUCACGCAGGAGAUCAUGCGCGACCCGGUGAUCACGGCCGAUGGGCACUCAUAUGAGCGUGCUGCCAUCGAGAAAUGGCUCGUGCACCACGACACGAGCCCCAUGACUGGCAAAGUGCUGCCCCCCUUACACUCCACACCUGCUGCUACUGCUGCUAUAACUACCACGGAUGCUGCUACAGCUGCUGACCCCUUGCAGGGAGCCUCUUUUUCUCCUUGCCUUGUGGGGUGCAGCUGCAAGCACAGUGGCAGCUGCAUGGUCCGAGGCCGGUGCAGUGCAGUUGGGAGUGGGGAGGGGUGUGUUGAGAGCGGUGGUGAGGGGUGCAGCGGGCAUUGCGUGGUGGACAAGACGCUGCGGCCGAACCACAUUCUGCGCGGGCAGAUCAUCGAGUUUCAGGAGAUGAUGGCGCUGCAGGCAAGGGAGCGCACAGCAGCAGCUGCACCCACACGCACUGCACAUGCAUUUGCAGCUUAG
This is a messenger RNA of Closterium sp. Yama58-4, 975 nucleotides long. The record is from the annotation of a GenBank genome assembly. Lineage: Eukaryota; Viridiplantae; Streptophyta; Zygnematophyceae; Desmidiales; Closteriaceae.